GUUAUCAUGUGGGCUCAAGUAAUAGAUAUUUAAUGAAAUAAAUUUUGCAAUGCGAUUUGUAUGUUAUUGAAGAAACAUUAGGGACUAAUAUGCAAAAAUAUUGGCUGGCUACUCUUCUGUAUUUGAAACCGAUUGGUGCAGUCUGACAGAUACUGCUGGACAUGUACGUCUAUCGAGUAAUGACUGACAGAUGUCAAGGGAAGCGCGUCUUUGAAAAACCGAAAUGAGAAGCGAAUGAAGUGAUUUUUCUAAACAAAAUAUUUGUGCUACACCAUGGCGGGGCUAUUCGGUUAUGGCCGUGAAGCAAUAAGAGUGAAAGUGACGAAAUGUGAAGGAGUCAUGCCCAGGGAACACAGGAAAUUUAGUGUUGAUCCCCAAAUAACAUCAUUUGAAGUACUUCAGAGUAUCUUGGCGAAAGCAUUUGAUAUUAAAGGGGAUUUCACAGUGUGCUACAGAGCAUAUGAUGACUGUGGAGAGGAGACGUAUUUACCUUUGCUUUCUGACUGGGAUCUAGAUGCUGCAUUUAUCAGUGCUUCUGAACCAUGCUUGGUACUUCAAGUGGAUAUGAAACCAUUUGAGGAAAGUUCAGAUGAAUGGGAGACCCCUGGGUCAGCUGACACUAAUCGUGUUGCUCUCUCAGAAACAAAAUUGCAAAACAGGCUACCAGGCAUAAUAAUGAACCAAGUGGAAAGAACAUUUAAUAUGGUGCAACGUGCUUUAAAUUUAGUUGAAGAUCAACAGCCAGCAUUCCUGAACACUCCACCAAGGCCCCCAUUGACAGAUGCUGAAUUUCGCAAAUUUCUUGACCCAAUAGGGCAGGUUAUCCAGACCCGUGAACUACGUACAGUCAUCUACCUUGGCGGUAUAGAACCAAGCUUGAGGAAAGUUGUGUGGAAGCAUAUAUUAAAUGUUUAUCCAGAAGGAAUGUCUGGGAAGGAGAGAAUGGACUAUAUGAAGAAGAAGUCUUAUGAAUACCAGUCAUUGCGUGAUUGUUGGAAAAACAUGGUGCAGAAUGGACAGGUAACCGAUGAACUGGCUUACGUUACGAGUAUGGUUCGUAAGGAUGUGCUUAGGACUGACCGACAUCACAAAUUUUAUGCUGGUGAAUUAAGAAUAUGCAGAAUGGUGGAAACAUGUGCUACCACCUCAGAUGCAGUUGCUGCUUUAACUCAAUAUGCUCUGAAUCACCCAACUGUAAGUUACUGCCAAGGAAUGAGUGAUUUGGCAUCACCACUUCUGGUCACUAUGGGAGAUGAAGCACAUGCUUACAUAUGUUUCUGUGCUUUAAUGAGACGAUUACAGUCAAAUUUUAUGCUGGAUGGUGUGACAAUGACUUUAAAAUUUCAACACUUAGCAGAAGGACUGAUGUAUUAUGAUCCUGAAUUUUAUGCCUAUCUCAAAAUGCAUCAGGCAGAUGAUCUAUUGUUCUGUUACCGUUGGCUACUUUUGGAGAUGAAGCGUGAAUUUGCAUUUGAUGAUGCUCUUCGAAUGCUGGAGGUAUUAUGGAGUUCCCUCUCACAGAUGCCCCCUGAAAAGGAAUUGCCAUUAUUUGAGAGAAGAUUCUGUGAAAAGUCUCCUGGGGAAUCACCACCACCAAUAAGUCCUCUGCUGAAGACACCUCGAGAAAACGCUUACACCAAAGUGUGUGCUCUUCGACGUCAGAGUUCAGCUGCAUCUCUGCAUACAUUUGGAAAUGGUGUACCUGCCUCCAGAAUAUGGCACAGACCUGGAUUAGCAGUUCGACAGAACCAGAGUUUGGACGAAACUGUUAUAGGUCAACGCAACAGCAAAGUUAAGCAUCAGGGUCAAGUGAAACUAUUUGCUAGUCUCGAUGACAGCAAUUUACAGUUAACAAAAGCCAAUAAAUCCCAUUCUACAUCUCCAAAUGAAGCUCUUUCUGAAUCAGAAAAUGAUCAUGUGAACAACAGAAUAAACAACAGACUCUUGGAAAGAACAAAUGAAGUUUUAUCUGGCAGCACAGGAAACUUACUUUCUCCCCAAAUGAAUGAGAAAAAAAGUUACAUAAAUGACAAGAAACAGAAAUUGUUGGGAGAUAAAAUUAUUUUCUCUUCCUUUGAAAAAAUCAACACAAGUCCUUCAAAAGAUGAAAUUGACAGAGCAUCUGGUAAAAGGAUUGUGAAAAAUCUGAAUGAAUUUUUAAGCUUUGCAUCACUUAGCAAAAAUCGGAGUCAUCCAGAAAAAGUUCCUGAUGUUAAACAGUCAAAGUUAGUAUGUCACAGUCUUCAGGAAAUCUCACCAGAAGGUAAAGAAGCUAGAAAUCAUGUAUCAAGUAAUGACAUAUCACACUUUAUUGCAAGAGAAGUGGAAGAACAUACAGACACUGAUGAAUUGUUGAAACAUGAAGGACUACCAGCUCAGGUAAAUGGCCUAAAUAGUGAUACAUUUUGUGAAAGUAGUUCUCCAGAUGAUUCAACAGAGUACUUCCCAAUGACAACAUCAAUGACACGAGAACUAAGACUAGAACUUGAGAAUUUGGACCGGCAGGUCUUUGGUUCUACUUAUAAUCACUGUGCAUUGAAUUUAGAAGAUUCUGAAGACUUGGAGUCGCCUUGCAGUGAGUCUUUCAGAUCAAUUGAAGCAAAAGUGGGAGGAGAAGAACUCGAUCAAAGAUGUGACUGUGUAGUAUCAAAACAAGAAUCAGAACUUCCAAGUGAUGACACAACUACUGAAGUUGCUGAAAUAUGCAGUAUUCCUGCUACUCCAGCUUUGAAACUGGAUCUUGAUAUUCGUUCAAAAGUCAGUUCUAUAGUAACACCUACAUUGUGUGAAAAUAGAAAAACAGUUGAUAUUGAGUGUGCAAUACAUAAUCUGGACAUUUCUUCAACAAAAAGCCAUCAUUUCUCACAAGCAUGUAGCCCAACAAUGGGAACUGGGGAGGAAAUCUUUGUCUGGGAGAACCCUCUUCAGUGUCCUACCACACCAGAUGAGCAGGCUGACUUGGAAUUUGAUGGUGUGGUUGUUAAUGCAAAUGACUCUGAUAACUGUUUUUCAUCUGUAAGUGCUGGUGAAAUUUUUGAGAAUGAAGGACAGUGUAUUAAAUCAAUAACACCAAUAAGAUUAUUACGUAAUAGCUCUAGUCCUUUGAAUUAUCAGAAAAAAGAGGAAACACAAUCGGAUGAUGCAAGUGAUAGUUCAGAUGGUUGGAUAGGGUCUGCAAACAGCACAUCUCAUCGCCAGCAGCAAAAAUCAUUGUGUACUGACCUAAGACUUACAGAUAGAGUUUCUGAAUCAGAACGACAAAAUUUGGAAAUAGUUCCAGAAUCAAAAGAAAAGGGAAAUAGGGAAUCAUUCCUCCCUGCAGCUAAUUCAGCAACAAAUUCUCUUGCAGAAUCACAGGAACAGUCCAGUCUUACAGCACACAAGAACUCCUCCAAUGCUACAUGUGUUAACAGUUCAUCUGUACUACCCACUGUAAGCAACUUAACAAAACAAAGUUGUCCAGUCACCAAACAAGCACAAUUUGUUGGAUCACAGUUACCUCCUCCACAUAAAUUUGGUGAUGGUAAUCCGUUCUUAAUGUUUCUCUGUCUCACUGUCCUCCAACAACACCGUGAUUUUAUAAUACGUAGUGCUAUGGACUAUAAUGAAAUGGCCAUGCAUUUUGAUAAAAUGGUAAGAAAACAUAAUGUUACGAGAGUUCUAAACCACGCAAGACAAAUGUAUGCUGCAUAUCUUAGACAGCAAGCUACUCUCAACAAUAAUGCUGAUAGUGGAGUUGAUUUAAAUGUGUAA
This is a messenger RNA of Schistocerca nitens (vagrant locust), 3753 nucleotides long. RefSeq lists its product as uncharacterized. Gene Ontology annotation, biological process: regulation of autophagosome maturation; activation of GTPase activity. Bases 274 to 3753 code for a protein of 1159 amino acids. Gene Ontology annotation, cellular component: autophagosome. NCBI's taxonomy places the organism in Eukaryota, Metazoa, Arthropoda, Insecta, Orthoptera, Acrididae. The record is from RefSeq and is a predicted model, not a curated record. The transcript is spliced from 9 exons. Gene Ontology annotation, molecular function: GTPase activator activity.